This is a messenger RNA of Lachancea mirantina, 2400 nucleotides long. The record is from the annotation of a GenBank genome assembly. NCBI's taxonomy places the organism in Eukaryota, Fungi, Ascomycota, Saccharomycetes, Saccharomycetales, Saccharomycetaceae.
AUGGCCUUGAACAACCCAUCUUUUGGAUGGGAGAAACUUCAGGAAACGUUCUAUCGAAAUAGAGAGUUGUGCGAAUUCAAGGGCCAUAUAAAGGGUGACUUUAGUUGGACACUUUCAACAACGCUGCUUACCAUUGAGCGCUCUGAUACUUUGGACAUAUAUCAGUACAAUGGUAAUCAUGUUUUAAGUGUGAAAUUGGAUCAGUUGCCGUUGGAGCCACUGAAAUAUGCUUUCGACCAACACGAUCAUGAAGCGCUUUUGAUUAUUAUGCCUGAUAGAAUAAGGAAAUACAAAUCUUGGAACCCUGUUCAAUAUGUGGAUAUGUCAUUACCUGAGGAGUCGCAAGAUACCAUCUGGGACUAUAAAGAUAGAACUUUGAUCACAAGAUCUUCUCAGGACGUGUAUUUUUACGAUGGAAAUGGCAUUGAAAGAAUCUUUCAAAAUAAAGACGACUUUACGCUGCUGAAGAAGGACCAAUGGGACAGUAAUGGCGAAAAAGUCAUACUUUUAGAUGUCAACGACGUGUUUGAGGUCAACAUAAAUGAUAAACAAAUUACGAAGGCUUUUUCUAACGAAUCCUGGCAUAAAGUCGUCAUUUCGCCUCAAGGAUUUGUUUGCAUAACAAACGCUAAAACGAAUGAUGUCAGGAUUUACAAAGAUUUAAAUUUUAGUCUUAUGGAAACAGUGCUGGAAACUUAUCCAUUGGACACCUGUUGGUGUGCUGAUGAUACGAUAGCAUGCAUUUUGAAUGAUGGCGAAGUACGCCUUUACAGUCCAACCUCCGUUCACAUUUCAUUCUGGAUGCCUGGAAGUAUACGUGCUUACAGAACAGAAGCUGACGGAUUAAAGGUCAUGGUGCUUGAAAAAUGCUAUUUGAUCUCAAAAGUUCAACAAAGUACUGCGAACGUUUUUUUGAUAGGUUCUAUUGAACACAGCGCAAUCUUGCUGGAUUCUCUGAAUCUUCUCUCUGCGCAUGCUCCCCGCGCCGUGGAAAAUUUGAAGAUCAUAAAUUUGGAAACAGCGGUAGUAGAGUGUUUGGAAGCCGCAACCGAGGAGCUUGAGCCAUACUGGCAGAAGAAGCUUCUUUCAGCAGUGGCAUUUGGCAAAGGUUCUUUGUCAACGGAAAUUUUUAAUCCGCGGUCGGUCGUUGAAACAUGUGAUAAACUUCGAGUUCUUAACGCUUUGUGCGAUAUGGGCAUGCCCCUAACCUUCAGAGAAUUUGAGAAGCUAACUUUAGAUGGUGUCUUAAUGAGACUUUCGAGACUGCAGCUAUUUCAUGAGAGCGCUCAAAUUUGUGAAUUUUUAAGAAAGAACGACAGAUUACCUAAAAUUUUCGAAGACUGGGCCAAACUCAAGAUUUUAACGUCGCCGGAUGACUCUGACGAAGCUCUUUUAGGAGCGAUUAAAAACCUUGCCAAUAAACUGAAAGUUCAAUUACCCAUGGCAGAUGUUGGUUACACUGCUUUCUGUGAGGGACGUUACGAGCUUGCCAGAAAUUUGAUUCUUCUUGAGCCUUUGCCUGAGGUUAAAUUGCCACUACUUCUUGAGCUUGAUGACAAUGAACUGGCCUUGAGCGAGGGCAAGAAACAAGGCAACUCUGGCUUUCUUCUCUCCGUUCUCCUACUUCUCAAAAAAAAGCUGACAAAGGUGCAAUUUACCAAAUUAUUGACACUUGUCAUGCGUGACAAUGAACUUUACAAUUAUUACUCAAGAAAGGACGACAAUUUCCUUUUCGAUUUUUACCGACACAUCGACAACUAUGCAUCCUUAGGUCAGCUUGUUUGGCAGCAAGGCAUCACUACGCGCAACUUGGCUCAAUUUUUACCUCAGAUCGAAGAAUUCUAUAGUAGAGGGCAAAAUGAUCCAGUCAUGAAAGAAGAUCAUAAUUUGAUUGUGCGACAGCUGAAAAUUAUCAAAACACAAACUUCGUUGGAUCCUUCAAAUAACCCAGAUAUCGUCGAUCGAAGUUUAAAUGAAACUUUGAAGGAACUAUUAGUGCAAAAUCGGAAUAAAGAAGUUGAUUCUUAUGUUGGGAAGUUUAGAAUCAGCCAAAAGAAGUUUUAUCACCUGAAGUGCAGAGCUCUUGCACAGGCGGGAAGAUUCGAAGAACUUCACAAAUUCGCAAUGGAAAGGAAGUCUCCCAUUGGUUAUGAGCCUUUCUUUCGCUAUACUAUUGAACAAAAGCGUAAAAAAGAAGCAUCUGUUUACGUCUCGAUGAUUUCUGGCAUAAAGUAUGAAAGAGCAAUACAGCUUUAUCUGUACUGUGGCUCUUUUAGCGAUGCGAUUCAAUUGGCUUUCAAGGAAAAAGACGUACAGCAACUAAAAAGCAUUUACCAAUCUGUUCCAUCCAACGAGCCCCAUUUGAAAGCACUAGUCACUGAGGCACUAGGUAAGCUUUAG